AUGGUGAUACAAAGUCUUCUUAUUUUCUUCCUAGCGGCCAUUGCGCCUGUCUCUGCCGAGAGCGGCAUUGAUGCGUGGUUGCGAUACGCUCGGCUUCCAGGAUCUGUAACCAGAGGACAUCUCAAUUCUUUUCCAAACCGCAUUGUCGUCCUCAAUGCCUCUAAAAACGGACCAUUAGCAAGUGCUUCGUCAGAGCUGCACAAGGGCAUCCAAGGCAUCCUGGGGCUCGAUCUGGACGUUAGCUCCAGUGGAAAGAGUUGCUCUGCUCAGAAUACUAUUGUCGUUUCCACUCUAGAGACGUACCAAUCGUCUUGUGGCAAACUCUCACCGAAAUUGAAUCUAAAGGAAGAUGGAUAUUGGUUAAGCGCCAAGGGCAAAUCAGUACAAAUCAUCGGCCAGAAUGAACGUGGUGCGCUUUACGGUGCUUUUCAGUAUCUAUCUCUACUCGCACAGGGGGACUUUUCCGAGGUGGCAUACGCUUCCAACCCAAGCGCGCCAGUUAGAUGGGCAAACCAGUGGGACAAUCUCAAUGCAGCAACCGCAGCACAUGGCAGCAUCGAAAGAGGCUACGGUGGAGCUUCGAUCUUCUUCAACAAUGGAUUGAUCAAAGACGAUCUUUCACGGGUUCCGCUAUAUGGCCGCUUGUUGGCUUCUGUCGGGAUAAACGGAAUCAUUAUCAACAACGUUAAUGCCGAUGCCAAUCUCCUUAAUGAGACCAACCUCGCAGGUGUUAAGAGAAUCGCAGACUUGUUCCGACCAUGGGGCGUCAAAGUUGGGAUUUCGCUCAACUUUGCCUCACCACAAGUUCUAGGCGCCUUGACCACAUUUGAUCCAUUGGACAGCACUGUCAUUAAAUGGUGGACCGACAAAACUAAUAGAAUUUACCAGCUUGUGCCUGAUUUUGCGGGAUACCUGGUCAAAGCCAAUUCAGAGGGCCAGCCUGGGCCCUUGACGUAUAAUCGAACAUUGGCGGAGGGUGCCAAUCUGUUUGCAAAGGCCAUUGAGCCUCACGGUGGCAUCGUCGUCUUCCGUGCGUUUGUCUAUGACCAAUUAAACGAAACUAAUUGGAGGGCGGAUCGAGCCAAUGCUGCGGUUCAGUUCUUCAAAGACCUAGACGGACAGUUUGACAGCAACGUCCUAGUCCAGAUCAAGUUUGGGCCCAUCGACUUUCAAGUUCGAGAACCUGCCUCUCCUCUCUUUGCCAACCUACCCAAGACCGCUGUUUCAAUCGAAUUACAAGUUACCCAGGAAUAUCUUGGUCAGCAAUGCCAUCUAGUCUAUCUGCCGCCUUUGUGGCAGACUAUAUUAGGCUUUGAUAUGCGAUACAACCACCGGCAGUCUUAUGUUCGCGACAUUGUUUCGGGAGAGGUUUUCAAUCAUAAGCUCGGUGGUUAUGCUGGUGUUAUCAAUGUCGGUAUGGACGAUACGUGGAUUGGUAGUCACUUGGCCAUGUCCAACAUGUUUGCUUUCGGUCGGCUUGCCUGGAAUCCUCAAGCGGAUUCUCAGGACAUCAUUGAGGAAUGGACUCGUCUGACUUUUGGCCUAAGUCGAGACGUGAUCUCGGCCAUUGUCGACAUGUCCAUGAAAUCAUGGCCGGCAUACGAGGGCUACAGCGGGAACCUCGGCAUCCAGACUCUUACCGAUAUCCUGUACACCCAUUAUGGUGCUAAUCCCGCCUCUCAGGAUAACAACGGUUGGGGACAGUGGACACGUGCUGAUAGCAAGACUAUUGGGAUGGACCGUACUGUUUCAAACGGCACAGGAAAUGCAGGGCAAUACCCUAAAGAUGUUGCUGACAAGUUUGAACAUACGCAAACCACACCAGACGACCUGAUGCUAUGGUUCCACCACGUACCAUACACCUUCAAGCUACACUCUGGAAAGACCGUUAUUCAACAUUUCUACGACGCUCAUUAUUCUGGUGCUGCAACAGUACAGAAGUUCCCAGCAACGUGGAAAUCGCUCAAGGGACAGGUAGAUGCCGAGCGAUAUGUCGAUGUCUUGUAUAGGUUGCAAUAUCAAGCAGGCCACUCACUCGUCUGGCGCGACGGUAUCAGUGAAUUCUAUCGCAACCUAUCGAGUAUUCCGGACAAACUCAACCGCGUUCGAAACCACCCACACCGUAUUGAAGCCGAGGAGAUGGAACUCUCGGGAUUUACAACAGUCAAUGUUUCUCCAACGGAAUGCGCAUCCAAGUACAAAGCGAUUGCUACAAAUGGGACUGGCACGGCCACUACGAAAUUGAACGUCCCAAGCGGCAAGUACACUGUAGCUAUCAACUAUUAUGACGUGAUGGGAGGGAGUGCCAGUUACGACGUGCUACUCAAUGGCAAGUCUAUUGGAACCUGGAAGGGCGACUCCGAGAACUACCUUGGUCAUGAUUUUAGCACGUUCCUGGACUGCCACUCAGCAAUUCGUAUCACAUUUGAGGAUGUCAAGAUCUCGAGGGGGGACAAGCUGACUAUCAAGGGAACCGGAGAUGCUCAGGAGCAGGCGGCGAUAGACUAUGUCGCCGUUCUGCCUCAGGGAGUGGUGGACUAG
Trichoderma virens Gv29-8 is the source of this 2541-nucleotide messenger RNA. RefSeq names its product glycoside hydrolase family 67 protein. Gene Ontology annotation, biological process: xylan catabolic process. Gene Ontology annotation, molecular function: alpha-glucuronidase activity. The record is from RefSeq and is a predicted model, not a curated record. NCBI's taxonomy places the organism in Eukaryota, Fungi, Ascomycota, Sordariomycetes, Hypocreales, Hypocreaceae. The transcript has a single exon. Gene Ontology annotation, cellular component: extracellular region. Bases 1 to 2541 code for a protein of 846 amino acids.